Molecule: messenger RNA, 3033 nt
Organism: Peniophora sp. CBMAI 1063
Lineage: Eukaryota; Fungi; Basidiomycota; Agaricomycetes; Russulales; Peniophoraceae
Source: the annotation of a GenBank genome assembly
AUGCCUUCUAUCGGGUCUCGUACACAGCCUGGUACUCAGUGGCGUGCAUGGACAUAUGGCCUUUCAGAUUCGUCUACACCUGCACCUGCACCUUCGUCCAAUAAAAAGCAAUAUGUCUCAGUCGGUGUCGAGACUGAGGGACAGUCGCACAUUCGGCGAACCCACGCAGAGAAGCUAGACGAGUGCAUUGAUGCCAUUCGCGAACAUAGUGGGAGUCAGUGGACCAUAGGCGAUUUCAUGUAUCACCUCUACUACCCACCCAAACGCGAUGAGACUGCGCGAUCGCGCAAACACGCUGCAGCCGUGAGUGCCUUCCUUGGUGGAAGGACAAAGCACGGUAUCGCCCAGAUCCUCGACUUCUGGUACCGGAGUGCCGACGGACGUGGGGACGAUCUUGACGACAGGUUCAAGGUGUACCAGUCCUACGAAGAGUGUCUUGAGGCUAUCCAUGCCAAGCCAUCGCGUGCCGCAAUAACGUCGUUCGCAGCUCAGAUCGUUAUUGGCGAACUGAAGAGGCAAAGGAACCACGCGAUGAAGCCCGAGACCGGAUUGCGCCUUAUCACUCGACGGAAGCGUGUGGUAGAUGGAAAGGAGGUUCUGGAGGGUGUGGUGACAUGGGACGAUCUUGGGACAUCCUUGACGAACACCGUCGCUGAGCGCAUCCGGAAAUCCCAGCCACUGCUUUGGACUUUGGUCUACACUCUGGCAACACCUAGGUCACGCAAAGGUCAAGUCGUUGCCACCCGCCGAUAUAGGCCACCACACAUCACAACAACUACAGCUAUCUCGACGAUCUUGAUCUCGCAUCGCACGACCGCAAAUCUCCUACCAGCUGCUCGCUCACUCUUGUGGUUUGCAGCGAACGCACAGCAGAAGCUCUUCCGAUACGGAUCACGGGAAGGGCUAUCCGUCGGUAUGAGCACAAUAUACCAGUUUCUACGAGCAUUGGGCGUCGAGGAGGCUAAGGAACGAGAGAAGGCCGGGCGAGCAUCAUCGAAUGCACUCAAAUUCUUCAACGACAAUGUACAGCUCAUGUGGAGAAGACGCGAAUUGCGUAUGGGCCGCGAGGACGUCGCCAAUAUUGGAAUUGCAGGCACAGCUGUUGAUCUGUAUGAGUUCGAUGCCACUGCACUCGACCUCGACCUGAAACGCGCUGCGAUACUUGCUCCACCCCUUCGAAAGGACCUCACCACACGCCACUUCCUCGGCAAUCUUGAUCACGACCAUCUGCUUAAUGUGUGCAUCUUCUGGUGGUUGCAGGUUCUCGUGAGCUACGUUCCCCAGUACAGAAAGUAUCAGCCACACCUGGACGAUUUACGGCUGAAGUCCCCGAUGGAGAUCAAGGGUGGCAUCGCUGUGCUACGGCUUCAACCACGUACAACAAGGAUCCGCCCCUGUUCGACGGUUGGAAAGGACGAGACUGUCACGUCGGAGUUCAAAGAUGCCAACGUCGAUUUCUACGCGCAGAUGGGUCAGCAUAGAGGAAACUAUACUCGUCGCCUCAUGCUUUCCGGUGGUGAUGGACUCACCUACGACAAGUUCCUGCAGCUGAAGAUGUACCUGCAGAUGCAUCCGGAUGAACUCGAAAGCUUCGAGAUCAUGCAGCCUACACUGGAGAUGUUUCACCUGCAGACGACAGACGUCAAUCGGGUGUACGACGUGCACUGGGGAGAGGGUCUUACCGAGCCAGAUCCUUCGAAGAUCGGGCACAGUGCGGCGAAGAUUACUCGCAAGCCACCGUUUGAGCGCACCGGCAAGACGGACUACUAUCCUGCACGCGACCUCUUGGACCUCAUAUCUGCGACUCGCAUGCUCGAUUGCUGGCGCAUUAUAUUUGGCACCCCAGAUGACCUUUGGGUCCACGUCGAAGAGUUGGAGAGGAGUGCUUGCUUGUUAUCGUUCGAAGAUCUCUACAACCUCGCACACACCUUGCAUCUCAGAUACUCGUCACAUCGCGCAUUCACUCGGGCGUCGCGUGGGGACUUCGGUACGAACACGGACUUGCAUGUCGCAGUGGGUGAGCUACCUACAGGGGUUAACGCGCCCCGCGGGCUCCAUAGCUGGCGGACAAGCCUGAGUGCAUCGACAACAUACCGAGGCGAUCGAGUGCUCGCACAUGCUGGCCGCCUGAUCCUCGAUGGCAUCAUGUCACGCGAAAUGGCUAUGGCAACGGCAUAUGGCGAUCCCGGAAGGCUGUACGAGAUGGUCAAGUUCAAACACGUUGAAUUCGGCGGAUCGACGCAUAAGAACUACUUCCGAUAUGGCAGCGAGUUCAUCAGUGACAUCGAGUACGAUUCACAUCCUCCCCUGCAGAAGACGAUCAAGCAGAACAUGCUUGUGAAUCCCAAGGGGAAAGAGGAUACACACAUCGAAUGCGACCUCUUGCAAGAGCACCUUAAUGACGACUACCAGACGAUCUUGAAGCGCGGCAAUAACGAGUGGGAUAACAACUUCGCGCGCAACGUCGUCGCCCCAAAUAUUGUCCGUCUUGCUGAUACGAAGAAGACAUACGGCGAAGCUCUAGAACUGAAGACGGUCAGCGGAAAACAUCCCAGUCCACAUACGCGGCCUGAGGUCGGCACGCUCAUGGUCGCUUAUCGCGAAUCGAACUUGCACUUGUAUGUGCCGGGUCGCACAUACCAGAACCCAGACACGGAGGACCGGGUGGACUGUUUUGGCCUUGGGCAGAAACAUAUGCUAGGUGGCGCGAUUGAGCGGUGGGCGGAGAGUACGUCGCGAGGGCGUGGACUGCGAGACAAACAAUGCCGGGAUGAGCAGGAGCAUUGGGCACGACGAGCUGAAGAAGAUUUGCCGAAUCAAUCUACCACAGAUUCGACACCACCUGUUAUCAACGACGAUGUACUAGACGGUGAGCCGGAGCGAGCAUCCUCACUGGGCCCGAAUCGGGUCUUACAUGUCAACGAGAACGAAACUCAUCACAACGAGAAGAAUGCGGAACUUGGUGAUUAUAGUAGUAGUUCGGAAGAGGACAGUAAUAGUGAGGAGAGUGAUCAGGAAAAGGAGUACCAGUAG